AUGUCAUCGGCGAAUCUCAAGUUGGAGAUGGGUCUUCCACAGAUGGAAAUAGAGGAUUUUGAGAUCCCGAGCGGUGAAAGCUUGCUAGUGUUAGAGGGACCGGGGUUCCCUAUCCGCUCCCAGUGUAUUGCUGUGCUCACCCGCUGUAAUACCGGAGACGCACACGCGGACGACCAUCCGAGGGCGAGGAAUCACGUGGUAGCCAUGGAAACAGACGGGUAUCAAGGCGAUUCAGGCGGUCCGCUGGCGUGCUUCCAUGAUGGCCACUGGACCCAGGUGGGCGUGGUCUCUGGAGGCAUGGGCUGCGCCCACCCACGCUACCCCGUAUUAUACACGCGUGUUAAUCACUUCUACGACUGA
Dreissena polymorpha is the source of this 360-nucleotide messenger RNA. RefSeq names its product tryptase-like. The record is from RefSeq and is a predicted model, not a curated record. Gene Ontology annotation, biological process: proteolysis. Gene Ontology annotation, molecular function: serine-type endopeptidase activity. The transcript is spliced from 3 exons. Bases 1 to 360 code for a protein of 119 amino acids. Lineage: Eukaryota; Metazoa; Mollusca; Bivalvia; Myida; Dreissenidae.